CUCUUCUCUCUCUCUCUCUUCAAAUUAGAUAAUGGAGACGAUGGAAAAUCAUCAUUACCGAACCCAAUCCGAUGCUGAUUCACAAACCAGUCAGUCCGAAUCAUUCUACUCUCCUCUCCGUUUGGAAUCUCCAUUCCACUCCGAUGAUCCAAAUCAACCACCAGAAGAAAUCAAUACUUCGCCUUCAAAACCACCUUCUCCGGGGAUCUUCUCCGUUAGCAAGUUCCUUCCGCCUCUCCGUUACACAAAUCACCAGCAAAAACUCACAAGACAGAAAUCCGAGUUAAUUAGCCUGCCUCCUCCGCCACCUCCGCCGCCUAUGUUUUCAUUGUCGGUAAAUGAGGCGGCGGCGAGACGAACACAGAAGAUGGCUCUGGCCCACAAGGGUAGACCCGGGAUUGGGUCUGCCGGUGCCGGAGGUGGUACUACUGGUGGUGGGAUUGGGUCUGCCGGAGGUGGUACUGGUGAGGAUUUAGAAGGUGGUCGUGUUGUUACAGAGAAACGGAGGCAGGAAAGAUUGACACGGCCGGCGGUGGCGGUGGCGCCGCCGACGAGUCCGGGGAAAGGUAGAGGAACGAUGGUGAAGAAGAUGGAAUUGUGGUUUAGGGUUUUAGAAAUUAUUGGGUGUGUAAUUUCUUUCUCGAUUAUGGCAUCUGAUAAGAAUCAAGGAUGGACUGGUGACUCUUUCGAUCGCUACAAGGAAUACAGGUAUUGCGUGGCUGUGAACGCCCUCGGGUUCGCAUACGCUACGUUUCAAGCUUGUUGUGCGACGUACAAAUUGGUGACCGAGAAACAAUCCCACAUCUUAGGUUGCUAUUUUGAUUUCGCAAUGGAUCAGACCAUAUCAUAUCUUCUUAUAUCAGCUUCAUCUGCGGCAGCCACUAGGGUUGAUGAUUGGGUAUCAAACUGGGGAAAGGAUCAGUUCACAGAGAAGGCUACUGCAUCCAUUACUACGUCGUUUCUUGCUUUCGCAUUGUUCGCGGUUAGCUCUCUUUUAUCUGGCCAUAAUCUCUGCAGCCAUAACUAACCGAUCGAUGCAA
This is a messenger RNA of Impatiens glandulifera, 1040 nucleotides long. RefSeq names its product CASP-like protein 4A3. The record is from RefSeq and is a predicted model, not a curated record. The transcript is spliced from 3 exons. Bases 32 to 1027 code for a protein of 331 amino acids. NCBI's taxonomy places the organism in Eukaryota, Viridiplantae, Streptophyta, Magnoliopsida, Ericales, Balsaminaceae.